CCAAUAUAUCUAUUAAUAACCAGAAUUUACGCACAAUCCAGUUGUAGUCAAGUCAGUAGUUUUUGAUUUAUUAUAAACCGCUGUAUAACGUUGGAGGGCUAUCGAUCGACGUUUAAACUAGAGGGAGAAAAUAUUAGGUGACACAGACGCCCUCUACUGUCUCGAUUUGAAGUCCCUUAGCCACGGUGACUGUCGGGCGACGGCUAGCGUUUCACUACAAACACAUUACCAAUCCGACCAGAGACCAGUGCUAAUUAUUGUUCAGUUUUAUCCACUAUAAUAAAAUCAUGACUUCAAAAAGUUUUUUUAUGAUGCUGUUGGUCUCGUUCGUCUGUUCUACGAUCGUUGCCGCUGCACCUAUUAUAAACUCCACUUCCCAUUCACCGUUUAAUUCUACGGACAAUUCAUCAACCAACGUCUUCAAUAACCACGAAUCAGAUUAUUUGCAGUGGUCAAACUCUACUAUCACCGUCAAGUACGAACCUACAACAUUGAACGAUUCGGCCACGUUUUUGGACAAACCUCAUGUUUUGAAUGCAACAACGAAUCAUUCGGCUGCGUUGCUGAACCAACCCUCUAUUUUUAACGUGACGAGUAACGGAUGGGAAACCACCACGAAUAUCGUCAUUGCUGCCAAGUCCAAUACGUACGGACCCGAGGUGAAUUCCACAUUAAUCACUGUCACACCAAACUUAGAGUCGAAACCCGUAGAAAUGGGCUCCACUAAAAAUAUCACGAAUUCUACAUAUAACAACUCAAUUAUUAAAGAUUGCUUGGCGACGUACGAGCUAAAAACAAAUUUAACGAACACGGAUUCAACACAUAAAACAGAUCUAAAUUGCACAAUAAACUGUUUCGUAGAUGUUGCACAACAUUUGAAUUCGACAAGCGAUAGUUCUAACAACUCUAUGCUUUUUACUACACACUCCGAGUUAAAACCUGAGGUGUCAAAUUCGACAGAAACAAUUACCUCUACUAGCUUUACAGUUGCUGAAAGGAAUGAUGGUUUACAAUUGGGUUCGGAAGAAAUUCCUACUUAUGACACCGCGUCCGUCAUCUCCAAGCGGUCUGUUGGAAGGGAAUGUCAAUAUGUGAUUCCUGGCAACAUUAAAACUAUACGUUGCAUACCUAGGUUUCCAUUUAUAGUAUAAUAAUAAUUAAUUCAUUUAUUACAUUUAAAUAUUUCAUUAUAUAAUAAUC
Molecule: messenger RNA, 1200 nt
Organism: Cinara cedri
Lineage: Eukaryota; Metazoa; Arthropoda; Insecta; Hemiptera; Aphididae
Source: the annotation of a GenBank genome assembly